Prosopis cineraria is the source of this 2346-nucleotide messenger RNA. RefSeq names its product factor of DNA methylation 1-like. Gene Ontology annotation, biological process: gene silencing by siRNA-directed DNA methylation. The transcript has 8 exons. The record is from RefSeq and is a predicted model, not a curated record. Lineage: Eukaryota; Viridiplantae; Streptophyta; Magnoliopsida; Fabales; Fabaceae. Bases 147 to 2027 code for a protein of 626 amino acids.
GCUCCGAUCAAGGCGAGCCAUUGUGCUGCAAGAAGAAGCAUUGUGCCAAGAGUGCUGUUUCCACGGCUACUGACGAAGCUUUGGACGGCGACAGACACUAUCCACCGUUAUCCGCGACGUUCGAAACAUUUGUUUAGAGAGCCCAGAUGGACUUUAGCUCUGAAGAGUCGGAUAUCAGUGAAUCUGAGAUUGAUUACUACAAGGAGAAGCCAUAUGAAAAAUUAAGGGCUGGGAACUAUAAAGUAAAAAAUUUAAAUGGCACUCUCAGAUGUCCUUUCUGUGCUGGAAAGAAAAAGCAAGAUUACAAGUACAAAGACUUGCUGCAACAUGCAUCUGGAGUGAGUAAGGGUUCUGCCAACAGAAGUGCAAAACAAAAGGCUAACCACCUUGCUCUGGCAGAGUUUUUGGUGACUGAUUUAUCUGGUGAAGCAGAGCAAGUCCAAAUGCCACCCUUACCACAACCGGUCAGUCAAUUUCAGCUAGAUGAUCUUUAUGUCUGGCCAUGGACUGGAAUAAUGGUCAACAUACAGGACAAGAGUUUACAUAAUGCUGAGUAUUGGCUGAAGCAAUUGGCUAAAUAUGGGGCCUCAGAUGUUCGUAUUUUAAAUGAAAAUGAUCAAACUGCUCAAGCUGUGGUGGCAUUUAGUGAUGAUUGGAAUGGUUUUUUCAAUGCAAGCGAUUUUGAGAAAUCAUUUGAAACGAAACAUCAUGGCAAAAUGGAUUGGAAGCUGCAAAGCAUGCAGCCAGUCUCAAGCAUUUAUGGGUGGAUUGCACGGGAAGAUGAUUAUCGUUGUGAGGGGCCAAUAGGGAAAUACCUGCGCAAGAAAGGAAGCUUAAAAAGGGUCUCAGAUAUUGUCCAAGAAGCAUCUAAAAGCAGACAUGCUGAUGUGGCAAACCUAGCGAAUAUAAUUGAUAUGACAAAUGAGAACCUCGCCAAAAUGCAAUACACUUACAAUGAGAAGACUGUGUCACUAAGUAGGAUGCUUGAAGAGAAAGACCAGCUACAUCAUGCUUUUCUUGAAGAAUCAAGGAAAAUGCAGCGGAGGGCACGGGAGGAGUUACAAAAGAUAUUGGAUGAACAAGAAAAGUUAAACAGUGAAUUAGAGGCACGAAAGCAGAAGCUUGAUUUGUGGAGCAGAGAUUUAAACAAAAGAGAGGCAUCAACUUUGCAAGAGAGUCAGAAGCUUGAAGAAGACAAAAGGAUGAAAGAUCUGAGGAACGAAUCCCUCCAAAAGGCUUCUGUGGAGCAGAAGAAAGCUGAUGAGAAUGUCUUAAGCCUUAUUGAAGAGCAAAAGAGAGAGAAAGAGGAGGCGUUGAGGAAGAUAAUUGAGUUGGAAAAGCAGCUUGAUAAGAAGCUGCAGCUGGAAAUGGAAAUAGAAGAUUUGAAGGGGAAAUUACGAGUGAUGAAGCAUCUUGGAGAUGAUGAUGCUGUCCAGAGGGAGAUUAAAAAAUUGAAUGAUGACUUGAAACGACAAGAAGAUGAGCUGGAUGAUAUGGAAUCCAUGUAUCAAACUCUUGUUGUCAAGGACCGUCAGAGCAAUGAUGAACUACAAGAAGCUCGUAAAGAACUAAUAGAAGGGUUAAAGAAUAUGCUAAACACCCGGACUAAUAUUGGGGUUAAGAGAAUGGGAGAGCUUGAUGAGAAGGUUUUUGUGAAAGUUUGCAAGAAAAAGUUCUCUCUCAAAGAUUCUCAGACAAAGGGCGUUGAGCUCUGCUCCUUGUGGCAGGAGAACUUGAAGAAUUCAGCAUGGCAUCCUUUUAAAGUGUUCCCUUCAGAUCAUGAUCAAGCAGUGGAAUUAGUUGAUGAAGAUGAUGAAAAGUUGCGAAAUCUCAAGGAGGAAUGGGGAGAUGAUAUAUAUAGGGAGGUUGUUACAGCCUUGAAAGAAUUAAAUGAAUAUAAUCCAAGUGGUAGGUAUAUUGUUCCUGAACUCUGGAACUUCAAGGAAAACAGGAAGGCUACAAUGAAAGAGGUGAUCAGUUACAUUUUAGGGCAGAUCAAGCAACUUAAGUGUAAGAUGACCGCUUGAGGAGCGUAACAGCCCCCCUAUAUUAUCCUAAGGCUCAUCAGGGGAGAAUACGUGAUACUUCAAGAGGAAUAUGGAAACAAACGAGUUGCUUCUUUAUCUUGUGCUUGUAUGAGUCACGAGAGCUUCAGUUAAUGCUUGCUGUGUGCAAGACUUUCCUUAAAAUUGUCGUUUGUAAUGGAUUCGAACAUCUGUAGAAACCUUAAGUUUUAAUUAGAACUUUAGUUGUCUGUUUUUGGUGAUCAAUAUUAUCUCCUUGGAGGUCUAGUUGCUUACUCAAGGAUGCAGGAGGAAACUUACCUGAGGUUGUCAUUAUUCUUCA